Messenger RNA from Nymphaea colorata (pocket water lily), 740 nucleotides. RefSeq lists its product as uncharacterized. Bases 140 to 451 code for a protein of 103 amino acids. Gene Ontology annotation, cellular component: endoplasmic reticulum membrane; Golgi apparatus. The transcript has 4 exons. Gene Ontology annotation, biological process: calcium ion transport; endoplasmic reticulum calcium ion homeostasis. Lineage: Eukaryota; Viridiplantae; Streptophyta; Magnoliopsida; Nymphaeales; Nymphaeaceae. The record is from RefSeq and is a predicted model, not a curated record.
ACCAGAAAAAGGAAAAGACGCGGUUUCCUCGCGCCUUCUGGACGCUGCGGGUGUCGUCAACGGGGGAAGGACCCUUCUUCUGCUGGUUGAUCGUUUGGUUCAGAAGAGAACAAUCAAAGGAGCGCCGUUUGCUUUGUUAAUGGCGUACGUUGAGAAAGGUGUUGUGAAAACUAAGAGAUCGAUAUGGAGAUUGAGCUACAUCAGAGACCUUUUCUUGUCUGUCAUUAAUUUAAUAGUGGUCUUCUUCACUACAAUGUUUUCGAUGGAAAAGUCAGACACCUACAAGAAAAAGUCAGGUUCUGGCAGUAGAUGGGAUGGUGGUCCAGGUGGUGGAGGUUCUGGAAGAGGCCCUUAUGGAGGUGGCCCUCGUGGACGGCCCCGUGGAAUGGAUAACGUCCGAGGCAUUGAUCACAGUUCUCUUCCCGCUUGUGGUUCAUGUUGUGGAGGCUAAAUCAGGAUUGUCAAAGAAAGUGAAAAAUGCGGUUGGUGGCAGGUGCAUUACUUGCGAUAAUAAUGGUAGGUUGUGGUCCUAACGAUGUCAUGGAAAAUAGUCUUCAAUCUUCUUACCUGCUGUAUUUUAGUUAAACCUGAUGUGACCAAGGAGAACUCUGGGUGUUAGGAAGCUGCACUCACUAUUGCUGGUUGAUGUAGUACAAAAUCCAUGAUCGUACUUGUUGGAUUUGCCUUUGAAAUGGUGUUUCAGACGUAUGGAUUAUAUAAAAAGACUUACUCUUCUAUAA